Molecule: messenger RNA, 4375 nt
Organism: Synchiropus splendidus (mandarinfish)
Lineage: Eukaryota; Metazoa; Chordata; Actinopteri; Syngnathiformes; Callionymidae
Gene: ctc1
Product: CTS telomere maintenance complex component 1
Exons: 25
Coding region: 145-3783 (1212 amino acids)
Biological process (GO): telomere maintenance via telomere lengthening; positive regulation of DNA replication
Cellular component (GO): CST complex
Molecular function (GO): telomeric repeat DNA binding; single-stranded DNA binding
Source: RefSeq, a predicted model, not a curated record
CAGAACCAAUACAGUAACUUUCCCGGAUCCUGCAAUGACAGAAAUGUUUGGUUACAUGUUUGUUUACCUACAAGAGGUGCGAGCUACUGAAAGACUUCAUUCUGUUUGUCUAAUGGUUUAGAGAAAGGAGAUUCAGAAACCGAAAUGAAGGUUCUGCAGCUGCUUCUGAAUCAGUUUCCGGUUGCCUGUGAAACCGAUAUUACCUGGUUGAAAGAAGUUUUUACGCUCAUCAAAGACGAAGUGUGUCCUAUAUUGCCGCCCCAUCCUCUUUUCAUGAAGGAGUCGCACUGCUCUGAAAGGGAGGAUGUGUGUGAUGAUUCAAAUUCAACUGUGGACAGUCGUGCUUUCCACCUAACCUUGAGUCUCCUGAAGAAGAUACAGGAGCUCAAGUGUUCCACAAAUACAAUAUCUCUCAACUACAGGCUGGUGUCAGCAACUGAACUGCUCUCCCAUCAACGUCUCGCUUGCGUCAGCAACCUGUUCCGGAAAACCUAUCAGCAGAAAGCUGGGGAUAAGGCUGAGAUUCACUCAUCUGGUCAACAACCCCUACCAAGCGUGAACCUGCUCUUGGUUGGAUGUUUGAGGACAGGAGUGAAUGGAGACUGGAUGCUGACCAACCGGUGGGGAAGUGUUAGAUGUGAGUGCUUGUGCCCCUGUCCUCUGUGGCUGAAUCGCCCCAUCUUCCUGCCUCACUGGAAUUACAUACCUCGCAAUUCUGAAGAGAGGGGUGCAACAGGGGGCCAUCUGGAGCUUAUUGCUCCUCCAGUCCUACUGAGUGACAGCCCAUCAAGUGGACCACUUUCUGCUCCUUCUUCAGGGUUUGAGCAUCAAAGAGUCAUCAGUGUUCAGGAGGCUUCUGGCAUUCUGAACAACAGAGCCAGAGGACAACGUAUAUCUGUGUUUGGCAAAGUGUCGAGUGUCUCCCCUUUGCUGGUCAUUGCAGGAACGUCCUUUUUCUGCUUGUCAUUGACAGAUGACACACAAACUCUACCUAUAAUAGUCAAGGAGAGCACCAAGCUGUGGUGGAACCAUUGUAUUUGUGUUGGCAAGAAUGUAUGCUUGACAGCCCUGCGUGUGUGCACUUUGCGUGCUUGGAGAAGGAACAAUCUGUUGUGUGUUACUGAACAGUCGGAAAUGAUCUACGAUCAGACGCAAAAGCAUGAUGUUCAUAACUGCAGCCAGAGUGACCCACAGUCCAACACUGCCCUUUCUCUGAUGUCAGUAGCCAACCAACGACCUAAACCUGCAAAACAGAUGGCCAAUUCAAUUGCAAGGGUCAAACAUUCCAAACUGAUCAGUUACCAGGGGACUGUGACAGAUGUCGUGAGUGAGGGGGCAGGUUUGUAUAUAAUUGACAGCAAAGUAGGUCUGUGCCUUGCCUAUCAGCCAUCACUCAGGAGGAACCUGAGAUCUGGAGAUGUUAUUGAGCUCCACAACAUUCAUUUCCUUUACACCCCAUGUCCAGACUUCCCGCCUAUUAUGCUUUGCACAUGCCUGCACUCCACGUUAAGAGUCAAAACCUUCAGCAGAGUGAUGGCCUCUGAAGCUGACCGUGCCUGCCCUGGUGAUGGAGUCCUACCGAAGUUACUGCUGGAGAACAACAUUGGGGUGUCUGAAUACCUGUGGACUUGUCAUCAAAGUUCUCAGCUUAGACGCAGUUUGUUCCUCAGCUUGGCUGAACUGCAAUACUGCGUGUGUGAGUUGUCAUGGAAACUGAUGGAGCAUUUAUUGAGAUGUGGACAACCAAAAAAGAGAGACAUUUACAGUGAAAUGCUUGAGCAGCCUCAUUCAUGUGUUCUGAACCAGUACCAUGUGGACCAUGCUGUAUAUCAGUCCAUUAGUGUUUCUGAGCUGACAGAGUCCCUUCAGUCCGAGUGCUGGUCUUCACUGUGUAUAAGGUCUCAGUUGAGCUCUGCGGUGCCCGGUCCUGCAGAUGCUGGAUGUUCCAGUAUUCAGAUCAACAGUGCACUGUCCUGGUCCUAUAGGAUCCUUACCUCGGACGCAAGGAAGAGCGUUGAGAAUAAAGAAGCAUUGAGGCAGCGCCCCCUGUUGGUAAUCGGAAUUUUAGAGCUCCCAUCACAGCCCGGUGGACAUUCACUGAGCCUUCGGGACGGAACUGGAACCAUCGGCUGUGUCCUUACAGAAGCUGGUCCAGAUGGACAGAUGGCGGCCUACAACACAGCCUGGAUAGGUUGUCUUGUGUGUGUCCAUCAGUUUGACAUGGUAAUGGAAAGGAUCCUCCAAUCUGACUUUCCAUCCGACCAACACCUGCAACAUGGGUCAUUGAUCAAACACCGGGAAUGCAGAGUUUACCUCCAGUUUUCCCUCGACCAUAUCUGCAUCCUCAGUCCAUCUGUUUCUAUGGUUACUCAUCUUCAUCAUAGGGAUAUUGAUGCAGAGACAAAACAAAAAUGUAAUGACUUUUCUACUGUUACCACAACCACUACCUGUCACUCUUUGGUGAUAAGGGUCGACGAGAAAGAGGGCGUGACCUUGAAAAACAUGAGAGGAGAACCAAAUGAAGAGGAGUCGUGGCUUACUCCUUGUUUCACAGUUAAGGUCACGGUGACUGGCCCUGUGGUCUGUUGGAAACAGGACCCAAAAAACUGUCAAAUGACUGACGAGGAAGUUGGAGUUGGAGAGAAGGUCAUGCUGAUUUGUUCCGGUGUUUCCUCUUGCUGGUUUCCUAUGUUCCAACCUGGAGUUUACUACAGACUAGUAACUAGAAACGCACAGAGUUCCACCAUUUUGACUGGGGUUAGCGUUUCUGCCAAGAGUGACCCCACCCUGCAAGUCCAACCAGAGUGGAGGUUUUAUACAUUGACACAACCGCUUCUUUUGUCCAAGUUGCAUCAGAUUUUCUCAUUUCAGAUCUUAACAAUUUCUGAGGUUCUGGAAUCCAGUUUAGAAGUGGUGUGUUUCCAAGGAAUGGUGUCUGAGAGGAUUCAUUUGAAUGAUAGGACGGGUGACCAAAGACUCGCUUAUUCAGGCACGCGCUUGACCAUGUUUGAUCAAAGUGGCAGAAGUCUACGGGUGUACAUAGACUUGACAAACACUCCAUAUCUACUUGGCCUUUUGCCAGGCAACAUAUUGCUGCUCUCAGGAUUCCAGAGGAGACUUUCAAAGUCUGGAAGUGUGUACUGUUCUUAUCUCCCCAUUAGCUCCGUAACUGUGGUCACACUGGGAAACAACAGCUCAGUACAGCCUCCUCCAGCUCCUCCCAUGCUCAUUGGGCAAUGGGCUCUCCGUGAAGACCGUGACUGUGCAGUUGGUCAGGUCAAGGGUCAUGUAGUUUGCUGCCUGUCGUUGCAACUCCACUGGAGUUGCUCUGUCUGUGGGAACAUUUACACAAUGGCUGCAGACAAUUGUCAGUGCCUCAUGUCCUCUGCAUUAUUUAACUCCAAAGCAAAGUUAGUGAUUGAGGAUGGGACCGGUGAAGCUCACGUCUGGUUCUCAGGUCAACAAGUCCAAUCUGUGUUGGGAUUGGGGGAGUCUGAGUGGGAAGGGCUCCAGAGGGCCCUCAGAACUCGAGGCCAUAUCAGAGUUCUUCCCCAAGGACAAAACAUGAUUAGCACCACAGAUGACCCCCUUCAACACUUCUUGGAGUGGUUAUGUAGCAGUAAAGUUGCAUGUCGUCUGCUUACACUCACCUGCAGAAAAUUCAGUAACCAGACAAGGAGACAAAACGAGACAAAAUUGUUCAGUCGAGGAGAUCGAAACUUCAUGACAAGACACAGCCCUGCCCUCCAGCUUGCCUGCGUCCACCUCCAUGAGCUCGUCUGAGACUUUCAGUGUUUUUGAAUAAUUGUAAGCUGCAAGAAAAUAAUUGUUUUUGUAUUUGUAAUUGUUGUCAUUCCUUAGUCAGUGUUUACCUUUGUCCUUAAGCUUGUGACCAAAACAAGUUUAGCCAUAUGGUUAGCUAAGUCCUCAACAAAUAGUAUUUUUUUAUUUCAAUACACAUUCUGUAUUCUGUACACUUUAUAUGGUACAUACUCAAUAUAACAUAAACUAAUGAUGCUUACCAAAAAUGUUACAGUUAAUGUUGAACCAGCAUGUCGACCAAAAACAAGGUGCUUGAGUCCAGCAUAUGACUAUUAAGUUUUAUUCAUUGGCAUGAGUUACUACAAUUCUUUAGUGUGUGUUAAGAUAAUUCUUGGCAAAGAAGAGGAAAUGGCAAACGGCAAGAGAGAACAGUUCAGUAAAAUAAAAGUAAAAUUAAUGAGCUUUACUGCCCGGCAGCAAGGAGAGGAUACUAUGCAACCACUAAGGUGAAUCAUCUGACCUAAAGACUUAAGUCUCUAAGCAAUGAUAUUUUGGACACUUUGAUAGUGCUGCAAAAGAAGAUAUGCCCCUUUCAGAGUGAGACCUUGUGAAC